AUGAUGAAGACGUUUGGAUGGACAUCUGUACUCCACUUUCUCGAUUUCCCCGAUACGGUCUCCCGGUCUCACCGUUUCCCUUUCUUCUUGCAUACUUCUCCAAAUAUUCCACACUCUCUUCGACUUCUUCUUUCUCUCUCAAAACAACCCUUAAGGUCACCGCCACUACCACACAUACAGACCACCGCCAUAAUCAUCGGCCAUUAUCACCCGCACCACCACACCACACUAUUUGUGUUGAAGAAGGACGACUUUAGCGAUGGAAUCGGAUGUAACUUAAACGGGACCAACAUCAACCUCAUUCAUCUGCCUGGUUUCAGUAAUGGCUUGGAAUAG
Messenger RNA from Lactuca virosa, 336 nucleotides. The record is from the annotation of a GenBank genome assembly. NCBI's taxonomy places the organism in Eukaryota, Viridiplantae, Streptophyta, Magnoliopsida, Asterales, Asteraceae.